GUCAAAAAUCAACAAAAGAUCUUGGAGAUUGUGAAGAGAUGGCCGACAGGAUCAGUCAGUUACCUGAUGAAUUGCUAUUGAAGGUACUAUUUUUUCUUCCAACAAGAACCGCUGUAAGCACGAGUGUUUUGUCGAAGAGAUGGGAGUUUCUUUGGAUGUUUUUGCCUAAGCUUGAGUACGAGUAUACCAAUCUCUCAUCCUCUGAAAAAUUGACUUUAAGGGCUUUUGUUAAUUUAAAUAUGCCUUUACAUAAAGCUCCCAUCAUAGAAACCUUUCGUCUCAACUUGACCAAUAGCGUUGGAUCAAUUAAGUCUAAGGAUAUCAAACUGUGGGUUGUAAUUGCAGUUUCUCGCUGCCUCCGUGAGUUAAGUAAACCUAGUAGUUUGUAUACCUGCGAAUCGCUAGUGGUCUUGAAACUGAUAGACGAAAUAUUCGUGGAUGUUCCUCGUAUAGCUUAUCUUCCCUCUUUGAAAACUUUGCUCCUUCGACGUGUGACUUACUUAAAUGACAAGUCUCUUCAGCGACUUCUUUCCAGUUGCCCUGUUCUUGAGGAUCUUGUUAUGGAACGAGUUUCAUUGGACUUUCCCGGCUAUCCGGAGGAUUUAGUACCAUUGAAUGUAACCAUGCCGUCCUUGCAGAGACUAGCUCUAAAAAUAAGAAGAUAUGUUGAUUUGAGUGAGCUUGUCAUAAACACUCCUUGUUUGAAGUAUUUCAAAUUACUUACACACUAUGAUUGUGAAAGUGAAGUUAAUCCUAGCUACUUUUACGAUUUUAAAGAUAUGCCUAAGUUAGAGGAUGCUGAUAUCGAAUCUAGAUACCCUGAUACCAACAACUUUAUUAGAUCAAUCACAUCCGUCAAGCGGCUUUCGUUAUGCAUAAGAUCAUUCAACGCGGAAGAGGCUUUCAAUUGUGACGGUAUUGUCUUCAACCAGCUUAAGAAUUUGAAGCUAUGUCCAUGUGAUACAAAUUGAUCAAAGUUACUUCCCCUGUUGCUCGAGAAAUCUCCUAAUUUACGAGAGCUAGAGAUUGAUCUGAACGAUGAUCAUAAAGAUAGUUGUGUGGAUCCACCACUGGUUUCCUUGGAGAGUGAAUUGAGUCCUAUUCCUGAGUGCAUGAGGUCGAGUCUCGAAACUUUCAAGUGGAAAGGGAUACAUGGAUCGCAGAAAGAGGUAGAUGUGGUUAAAUACAUUUUGAGAAAUGCUUGUUGCUUAAAGACUGCGGCAAUCUCGUCUCGGUCUACUCCAGAGACAGAGGAUAAACGUAAGGUGAUGAUCCAGGAGUUGUCACUUUCUUUUCGAAGUUCAGCAACAUGCCAACUGGUGCUUGAGUGAAGAUAUCGAAUAUAGGAUUCUCACUUGCAUUUAUAUGAAUAUUGAUGAUCUUAAACAGCGGUUUUGUG
Camelina sativa (false flax) is the source of this 1399-nucleotide messenger RNA. The record is from RefSeq and is a predicted model, not a curated record. Lineage: Eukaryota; Viridiplantae; Streptophyta; Magnoliopsida; Brassicales; Brassicaceae.